Rhodofomes roseus is the source of this 854-nucleotide messenger RNA. RefSeq lists its product as uncharacterized. The record is from RefSeq and is a predicted model, not a curated record. The transcript has a single exon. Bases 171 to 788 code for a protein of 205 amino acids. Lineage: Eukaryota; Fungi; Basidiomycota; Agaricomycetes; Polyporales; Fomitopsidaceae.
CGCCACCCUUCUCCGCCGUCUCGCCACCCUUCCCCGCUGCCUCGCCACCCUUCCCCGCCGUCUCGUCGCCCUUCCCCGCCGCCUCGUUUGUCACCUUUCCCCGCUGUCUUACCUGCGGCCGUCUCGCCCUGGGCCAGCGCGGGACGAACACAGGGUGGGGGAGCUCGCCGAUGGGGAGCAGUGUCGGUCGCACGCAACUGUGCGGACUCGCCAGAGUGCGAGCGCGAGUCGUCGUCGUUGCCAAAUGUAGCGACGGGGCUCCUGCGGAAAUCACGCAGGGGUUGCGUGCAGACGUACCCGGCGACACGGGCGAUUCCACGAGUGUGUCCUCGAAGCCAGGCGAGUACACAGGCGCCGACACAAUACUGUCGAAGCUGGGCGAGAAGGAUACUGCACGCGCGCCGCGCUCGCUGCCUCGCCCGCCCUUCACCUCGCUGUGUGCCACCUGCUGCUUGUGCUACAUCGCCAUGCUCGCUGUCGUCUUGGCCGCCUUUUGUGCACCCUUCACCUCGCUGUCCUUGGCCUGUCCUUCGCCCUGUCCUCACCCUUCCUCACCAUAUUGCAACCCAUCUCUCAUCGCCUUGAAUGUUUGCCAUGUUGAUUGCCCUCGCUCACCCUCUGUCUCACUCACUCCUUCCAUCGCUCGUAGCCUUGCAAGUACCAUCUCGCCUGCCUAUCGUCUCAUUGCCUGCUCACUGUCUCAUUGCCUAUCUACCAUGCUGUGCCUUACUGUCGUGUCACCCUCACCUCGCUUGUCUGUACCCUCGCCUGUUGCACAAUGUAUCUAGUAUAAUGUAAGUGGUCAAUAAACCUAGUAGAGCUUGUGUUACGAUGAAUCACUGCUCGUAAAUGUG